Ruditapes philippinarum (Manila clam) is the source of this 1623-nucleotide messenger RNA. RefSeq names its product MKI67 FHA domain-interacting nucleolar phosphoprotein-like. NCBI's taxonomy places the organism in Eukaryota, Metazoa, Mollusca, Bivalvia, Venerida, Veneridae. Gene Ontology annotation, cellular component: nucleolus. The transcript is spliced from 5 exons. Bases 61 to 1410 code for a protein of 449 amino acids. Gene Ontology annotation, biological process: maturation of LSU-rRNA from tricistronic rRNA transcript (SSU-rRNA, 5.8S rRNA, LSU-rRNA). The record is from RefSeq and is a predicted model, not a curated record. Gene Ontology annotation, molecular function: RNA binding.
GCUUAUUCGCUAUCGUUAGAAUAAUAACUGGUAAAUCGUGUACAGUCAGAAUUAAAGAAAAUGGCUAAGUCCAGAAAACGUGGUGCACCAUCCAAUAUUGCAUUGGAUGCGUCUAAGCAAAAACAGUUUAAUCAAACAGUUCAAAGAAUACAAAAAGAUGAGGUAACUGUUGGCCAGUCUGUGCCAGGUGUUGUGUAUGUAUCACAUCUACCAUGGGGAUUUGAAGAAAAGCCUCUACGAGAAUACUUUCGUCAAUUUGGUACUAUCAAGCAAUUACGGUUGUCCAGAAGUAAAAAGACAGGAAAUCCCCGUGGUUUUGCCUACAUACAGUUUGGCCAUGAUGAUGUGGCAAAGAUUGUCGCUGAAACAAUGAAUAACUAUCUUAUGUUUGGAAAAUUGAUUAAAUGUAAGCAUUUGCUAAAUCCACAUCCAAAGACAUUUAGAAAUUGUAAAAGGCCAUUUAUAAAGCCUGAGGAAAUUUCUGGUGCAAUAGUUAAACAUAAUAAACAGAAGACUGCUGAUGCUGUAGAGAAGAGCCAAAAGAAAAUGAUUGGCAAAUUAGCCAAACUGGAAGCCAAACUCGCUGCUCAAGGAAUCAAGUAUAAGCUUGAAGAUCCGCAUUUGGUUGAAGUUAAAGAACGUCUAAAAGUGAAGGCAGAGGACAGGAAAAUUAAGAAAACUGAGGAAGACAAAAAGAAGAUGGAAGAAAAAGAGGAGAGAGAAAAAAAUGCUGCCAAAAACCCUACAGAUAAAGAUGAAAGUGAUGAUGAUGAAGAGGAAAGUGAUGAAGAAGAGGAAAGCGAUGAUGAUGAGGAUGAAGAGGAAAGCGAUGAUGACAAAAAUGAUGAUGCAGAAGAGGAGUGUAAAGAAGUUCUUAAAACACCUGCAAAUAAACAAAAAGGUCAGAAUACAACUAACAAUGAAAAUCUGGAAAAUAAGUUAAUAUCAAGUAGUCCAAAAGAAAGUAAAAGUACCAAGAAAACUGACAAAAGACAAUCAUUGAUUCCAAAAGAAGCUGACACGCCUCAAGGGAAAAAGAAUGUUGUAACUGAAGACAACAGUGAUGAUGAAAUAUCAUUUAAGACUCCUCCGUCUUCAGUAAAAUCAUCUAAAUUAGAUUCUUCAACAAAGUCACUGAAGGGAAUACCGGUGACAGAUGAAAAGAGGUCACCAAAAAGAAAGCUGAAUGAGACGACAUUGAAAGCUAGAGGAGCUGCCACACCUGAACCUCUAGGUACAGGUAAAAAACUGAAGUUAACACCAGGACCAGCUGAGAAAAAAGAAAACAAAAAGAUUAGUUCAAUUAAGAAAGAUGUAAAUACACCUAAAAGCUCUGGCAGAACUCUGAGAGCUACUACAUGUAAAAAGACAUUACUCUCUGCAACAAAAAAGAAACAACUGAAAAAGUGAUGCAAUUUUUAAUGUUGUUAAGUGUUUUUACUGCCUUGUAACAUUUACUAAAUAGAUCAACUGAAAUGAGAGUUAAAUGAAACAAUUCGGACAAAAAAAAUAUAUAUCCAUCUCUUAUAUCAAAAAUAAUUUUAUCAUAAAGUUUUAAAAUGGAAUAUUACUAAAGUUUAAAAAAUAAAAAAAAAUAUUAAAAUGAAAUGAUGGAAAACAAUA